AUGCCGACAAACCCUGUGACUAGUACUAGUGUGCAAGAUAAUAUUAUGCAACCUAGUACUUCCCAACAAGUACCCCGACCAGCGCUGCCCCGAAGGCCCUCGCCCUACACCGACGUUUUGAGCAUGAGCAGGAGCUCGCCGAAAGUGAGAGGCAACGUGAACUACAGCUGGCCGAACGCGAGAGGCAACGUGAAAGUCGAGUGGCAGCACUCCGUCAGCAGG
Messenger RNA from Iphiclides podalirius (scarce swallowtail), 222 nucleotides. The record is from the annotation of a GenBank genome assembly. Lineage: Eukaryota; Metazoa; Arthropoda; Insecta; Lepidoptera; Papilionidae.